AUGAUGUCUUCGGCUAAUGAGGAUAGAUUGGCGAGCAGUGAUGGAUCGCAUGGACAAAACAUCAGUGGCGAUGUCUCACUUUCAAGGCUCUUGGCAGCAGCUGACCUCUUGAGAUACGAAAGUAAACUACGGGAUGUGCUGAAAUUGCGACACGCCGGCGAUUUGCAGUACGUUGAAGAGCAGGAUUUGACCGGGAUAGGUGAGUAG
This is a messenger RNA of Cooperia oncophora, 207 nucleotides long. NCBI's taxonomy places the organism in Eukaryota, Metazoa, Nematoda, Chromadorea, Rhabditida, Trichostrongylidae. The record is from the annotation of a GenBank genome assembly.